UUGGAGUUUGGUCCACGAUAGUGGUUUCUGGAAAAGAUCUGAAUGGUUUUCUAACCAAAGCCAGCUGCGGGCUGUGCAUGUGUGUGUGUGUGUGUGAAGAGGAAGAGGAGGGGGCAUCUUGUCUUUCCACCACAGAGGGAGGGAGAAAAAUUUUGGGGGCUUUUUCUUUCCCUUUUUACUUUUUUUAAGCAUGGACGCAGAGACGUGCGUGUCAUACAGUGACAUGACAUCCAUGGAUUCAUAUUUUAGCCCCUCUGCAGCGCAAAGUCGGGAUCAGCGCACGGAUCACUUUAGGACGCUGCCAGCCGCUGACACCAAAUACAGCCCCGCCGCCUUCCUCAACAAAGGUCACCCUUACGGAGAAAAGUCCCGGAGUCCCUUCCAGCAGGAGUGCCACUCAUUGGAUGCCGCCGCAGUUGGGCAAGGCACUUUCAGCAAAUAUCAGCUGUUCGUGCAGCGGGCUUCGUGCAAAACACCGCCAGAGGAGAGGAAAGCACAGCAGGACAGCGGCCACAACGGAGCGCGCAUCCCGGGAUUUGGUGUGGUUUCAGAAUCGAAGGGCAAAUGGAGGAAGCGGGAGCGUUUUGGUCAGAUGCAGCAGGUCCGAACACAUUUCUCCACAGCCUACGAGCUUCCGCUGCUGGCCCGCCCUGAGAACUACGCACAGGUACAAAACCCCAGUUGGACUCCAUUAGCCGGCCGCAGUGCAGCAUCUCCUGUGAGGGUUGUGUCGUGCCCCUGUGACCCGGUGACACCCUGUAUGACCCCUCACUCCCACUCAGCCGCUGGCGUGGUGGUGUAGAUUCCUGGGGAUGCCAAGCCCGGAGGCCAUGUGGGACAGGCUCACAUGGGCAACCUGUUGGAGGAUCUCCUAGCCAUCAACACAUACGAUCUAACCUGGACCCGGGACCGCAAGUCUUCCAGCAUUGCAUCGCUGCGCAUGAAGGCCAAAGAGCACAGUGCAGCCAUAUCUUGGGCUACAUGA
Messenger RNA from Thalassophryne amazonica, 985 nucleotides. It is a transcript of the gene alx4a, whose product is annotated as ALX homeobox 4a. The record is from RefSeq and is a predicted model, not a curated record. NCBI's taxonomy places the organism in Eukaryota, Metazoa, Chordata, Actinopteri, Batrachoidiformes, Batrachoididae.